Molecule: messenger RNA, 735 nt
Organism: Heterostelium album PN500
Lineage: Eukaryota; Evosea; Eumycetozoa; Acytosteliales; Acytosteliaceae
Exons: 3
Coding region: 1-735 (244 amino acids)
Source: RefSeq, a predicted model, not a curated record
AUGAACAUUCAAACAUUCACAAAUAGAGAGGAUAUCUCUUUAAAUCAGUUUCAUAGAGGUCAUGUUGAAUACAAACUACCAGUGUUGAUCAUCACAAAGAUACUUGAAUUAACUUGGAUGAUAUCAACCUAUGAUCAAGAGUUUCCUUUAUUAUCAUACAAAAAAGCAUUAAAACUGAGACUAAUCAAUAAACGAUUCUUUGGUAUUGUCAGUAAGAUGUUCAACAAUCUUAAACUUCUUUCUCACGCAAAUUCUUCAAUGAUGGACGAGCUUCGCGAUAGACUUAACAGUAUAUUUUGUCCAAUUAAACAUAUUGUCAAACUACUGGUCGGAAUUCCCGUUUUUGAACUGUUAAUGAAACAACCAUCUCCUCAUCUCACUCAUUUGUUAUCAACUGUUGAAAAGUUACAUAUUCAUCGUGAAACUAAUUGUGGACCUUUAACAGAGAACAGCAUCAAGACCUUUGGAACCAUCGCCACCAAUCUUCACUCGCUCAUUAUCGGUUCAAUAAUACUGAAUUCUGCACACCUCGAUGCAAUCUGUUCGAUUAAAUCUCUUAGAAAGAUAGAAAUUUCCACCACUUUUAUUCGUACACCAGUUAUUCUCGCUAUGUUAUGUAACAAAUUACCGUUACUCGAAUCAAUCAAAAUGUUGUAUUUCAGUAUCACUGCUAUUCCAAUUGAUUUCAAUUUUCCAGGCAGAGAAUUAUACCAAUUAGCUUUGUUAGAACAUUGA